Messenger RNA from Bubalus bubalis (water buffalo), 2003 nucleotides. RefSeq names its product cardiolipin synthase 1 (gene CRLS1). The transcript has 7 exons. The record is from RefSeq and is a predicted model, not a curated record. Gene Ontology annotation, molecular function: CDP-diacylglycerol-glycerol-3-phosphate 3-phosphatidyltransferase activity; cardiolipin synthase activity. Gene Ontology annotation, biological process: cardiolipin biosynthetic process. Lineage: Eukaryota; Metazoa; Chordata; Mammalia; Artiodactyla; Bovidae. The coding region runs from base 192 to 1100 and encodes 302 amino acids. Gene Ontology annotation, cellular component: mitochondrion; membrane.
AGCGUCGCGAAGGCUUCCGUCCUUGGCGAUCUGAGGCCACCUGUAUAAGAUAGCGUGUUGGGGUUUGAGAACCAGUAUGGAGGCCGUCGAUCUUCUCCAAUAUUGCGGGGAGUCGAUGAGGAAGCGGUUCGCCAGUGCCCUGGAUUGCUGAGCUCUCGCCGACUGCGUCCCCCUCGAGCGCCAGCAGGGUCAUGCUGGCUUCGCGGAUGGCGCGCGCCUCUUGGGGGGCCCUGCGCGUCGCCGCGUGGGCACCAGGAGCGCGGCCGGGAAAGGGGCGCGCCCGCGGGGCUCUGCUGCCGCCCGCGCCCGGCUGCCUGGGUUUCCUGGCUGAGCGCUGGUGGCUGCGCCCGGCUGCGCUCGGCUUGCGGCUGCCUGGGGCUAGCCCGCGAGCCCACUGCUCGGGCGCGGAGAAGGCAACCCCCGGGCCCGCGACCGGAGAGGACGCUGCUGUUGAGGCCCGACGUGGCCAGUGGGGCCCGACGAGCGCCUCCAACCUGUAUGAAAACCCAUGGACAAUCCCAAAUAUGUUGUCAAUGACGAGGAUUGGCUUGGCCCCAGUUUUGGGCUAUUUGAUUAUUGAAGAAGAUUUUAAUAUUGCAUUAGGAGUUUUUGCUUUAGCUGGGCUAACUGACUUGUUGGAUGGAUUUAUUGCUCGAAACUGGGCCAGUCAGAAAUCAGCUUUGGGAAGUGCUCUUGAUCCACUUGCUGAUAAAAUACUUAUCAGUAUCUUAUAUAUUAGCUUGACCUAUGCAGAUCUUAUUCCAGUUCCACUUACUUAUAUGAUAAUUUCAAGAGAUGUAAUGUUGAUUGCUGCUGUUUUUUAUGUCAGAUAUCGAACUCUUCCAACACCGCGAACACUUUCUAAGUAUUUCAAUCCUUGUUAUGCCACUGCUAGGUUAAAACCAACCUUCAUCAGUAAGGUGAACACAGCAGUCCAGUUAAUCUUGGUGGCAGCUUCUUUGGCAGCUCCAGUUUUCAAUUAUGCUGACAGCAUUUACCUUCAGAUCCUAUGGUGUUUUACAGCUUUUACCACAGCUGCAUCAGCUUACAGUUAUUAUCAUUAUGGCCGGAAAACUGUCCAGGUGAUAAAAGGCAGAUGAAAAGUCAUCAUUAUCGUUAACAAGGAAGCAGUACACAUCAACAGUGGCAGGGCCAGUGGAAGUCUACAGGAGUUCCUUUAUUUUGGCGUUCAGCUUGAAGGAGGACUUGUCAGAACAAACCAUGUCAUCAAAAUUUUAAGUAAUGUGCAUUGAUAAUAAGCUUGAUCAUGGGCAUAUGCAGAAUUUCCAACAUAUUUUUAAAUAAAAAUAAAACUAUAAUUUAGGAUUUUUUAUCUUAGGUUUCUUGAUUAAUUUAUAAGUAGCAAUUAUUCUAAUUAUUCUUUUUUUUUUAAGCCAUUUUUAAAAAUACAUUCAAAAAGCCAGUUGAGAGCAUGGAAACUGAAGAGUUGGCACUUUAAUAAAUUUGGAUUGCUCACAAAGCACUAGGGAGUGUCCUGGGGUUAAAUAUAUAAUCAUGUAUAACUUAGCUGCACAGUUGUAUGUUUGACUUAGAUCUGUGUACGUAUUAACAGUACAUGUGAUUAAUAUUUGAUUAUUUAGGAUAAUGACUAUAAAGAUAGCUUAGUUUUGGUUAAAGUAAACUUGUAAAGAGAUUUAAAAUGUAGUCAGUUUUGAAAUCAAUAAGAUCAAAAUAGAAGCUAUUGAAGUUCACAUUCAGAAGUCUUCCAACCUCUCAGGUGCCUUGCAUCAGGAUAAUAAGCAACAAAGGUAGUUGGAAAAUGCAAAUGUGUCUGUUACCCUAGCCAUUCAGGAAGCAGUGAGUUAUAUCGUACCUUCUCACUAUAUUUCUAACAUAUGUUUGUAUGAUACUGGGACCUGUACUUGUAUGUUAUGUAAAUAAUAUGAAACUGUAUAUUUUUCAAAGUUGUUUUUUUUUUUUAAACUUGAGGAAUGUUCUUUUGUUAAGAUGUUAAAGGAAUAAAAGAGCUGGGAAAAAAAUGA